Molecule: messenger RNA, 3882 nt
Organism: Thalassophryne amazonica
Lineage: Eukaryota; Metazoa; Chordata; Actinopteri; Batrachoidiformes; Batrachoididae
Gene: zranb3
Product: zinc finger, RAN-binding domain containing 3
Exons: 22
Coding region: 132-3533 (1133 amino acids)
Biological process (GO): DNA repair; replication fork processing
Cellular component (GO): nuclear replication fork
Molecular function (GO): ATP binding; ATP-dependent chromatin remodeler activity; zinc ion binding
Source: RefSeq, a predicted model, not a curated record
UAAUGUUUGCAGCUGCGGAGUGUGCAGCAGGCUGGAAGAGUCGGAGUGCGUCAGCUGCGCGUGGAGAAAUAUAACCGAAAAUCAGCACUUACUGAGUGGGCAAGAAGCAAGAAACUGAUGAGGACGUAGUAAUGGAAAUGGAUGAUAAUUGUCUGCAGACGUCUUGCUGUGAUACAAGAUGGUCACAGCAACUGUCGGGCCUGCCUGACAAGCUCCUGCAACGCCUGAUGCCUUUCCAAAGGGAGGGAGUGGAGUUUGCUUUAUCGAGAAAUGGACGGUGUAUGAUUGCUGAUGAGAUGGGUCUUGGGAAGACUGUGCAGGCUAUUGCGGUGGCGUUUGCCUUCAGACAAGAAUGGCCCCUCCUGGUGGUGGUACCCUCGUCACUGAAAUAUCCCUGGAUCGAGGAGCUGGAGAGGUGGAUCCCAGAGUUGCAGCCUGGAGACAUCAACCUUGUGGAGAACAAGAGCCACACCAUGGGCAUCAGCAGCAGUAAGGUGACCAUACUGGGAUACGGCCUGCUCACCACAGAUGCACGCCCCCUGGUGGAGGCUCUGACAGGGCAGAAAUUCUCUGUGGUCGUGGUGGAUGAGUCACAUUACCUCAAAUCCAGGAAUGCAGCACGUACUAAGAUUCUGGUUCCUCUCAUUCAGAGUGCCAAAAGGGCGAUUCUGCUGACUGGUACCCCCGCUCUUGGACGGCCUGAAGAGCUUUUCAUGCAGAUUGAUGCCCUCUAUCCAAAAAGAUUUGGAACUUGGACUGAAUAUGCCAAGAAAUACUGCAAUGCCCAUUUUAGGUACUUUGGGACUCGGAGACAGUGGGACUGUCGCGGGGCAUCCAACUUGGAGGAGCUGCACCAGCGGCUGAGCCAGAUCAUGAUCCGCCGUCUCAAGGCCAACGUCCUCAGUCAGCUGCCUCCGAAAAUCCGUCAACGUAUCCCCUUUGACCUGCCUAAGGAGGCUGCAAAGGAGGCCUCGGAUACUUUCGCCGAGUGGGAGAGGCUGAUGAAGGGGCUGGGGUCAGGGGCCGUCACCGUGGACAACCCCUUCACUGAAGUCAUGGGCCUGGUCACACAAAUGUACAAGCAAACAGCCAUUGCCAAGGCAGGAGCUGUGAAAGACUACAUUAAGAUGAUGCUGGAGGCAGAGCAGCUGAAGUUCUUGGUGUUCGCCCACCACCUCACCAUGCUGCAGGCCUGCACCGAGGCCGUCAUUGAGGCCAAGGCUGGUUAUGUCCGCAUUGACGGCAGUGUUCCAUCCUCAGAGCGAAUCCAGUUAGUGCACAAGUUCCAGAGCGACCCAGAAACCCGAGUGGCCAUCCUUAGUAUUCAGGCAGCUGGUCAGGGUUUGACCUUCACUGCUGCCAGCCAUGUGGUGUUCGCGGAGCUCUACUGGAAUCCUGGCCACUUAAAGCAGGCAGAAGAUCGCGCCCAUCGCAUUGGGCAGACCUGCUCUGUCAACGUCCACUACCUCAUUGCCAAGGGCACCUUUGACACGGUCAUGUGGUCCAUGCUCAACAGGAAGGAAACCGUAACAGGCAGCACUCUGAAUGGCAGGAAGGAAUAUCUGAAGGCUGACGAAGGCGAUAAGGACAAGUGGGAGUUCCUCAACUUUGCCAGUGUGUGGACUCCGAGUGAGUUGGUGCUGCCACUGGAACGAAACACAGGACAUGUCAACAAGGAUGUGUUCUUCACUCAUUUUGAGAGGGAAAAGCAGCACGACAUCCGUUCAUUCUUCUCCCCAAGCACCGGCAAGGAGAAGAAGAGGAAGCAAACAGAAGAUGAAGAAACAUCUCCCUCCGUCUUCCCAGAGUUGACCGUGUCACUGACUGACAGAGAAACAAACUUUGAUAAGAAGGAGAAGGAGGAAAUGUCCUCCAAAAACUCAACUCCACCAGACCAAGAAUUUUCUCCGCUGCUGAAGAGAUUGAGAACGCCUCAAGCCAGCUCAAGCCCCAGGUCUUGUUUUCAGGGAAAGCGAAGGUUGACGAUGGGGAGACUUGGCUCCAGCAGCUCCAGUGGUCUGGUGUCCCUGUCGGAGGACGUCGCAGCCACAGAGACAUGGAACUGCGUCGCCUGCACCUACUCCAACAGCAGCCUGUUGCCUUACUGUGAGAUGUGCGACUUUCCGCGCUCGUCUUCUGAGCCACCCGGGCCUCACGUUGUUCUGUCCAGGUCUGACAGCGAGCCAGAACUCAGCUGGGGAAAAGCCCAGCUCCCGAAACCAUGCAAAGACAAACUGAGCGAAGAGGAGGUGGCGGUGGCGGGAAAAGAGUCUCCCAAAGUCAAACAGAAAGUCGGAAAAGCAGAGGAGGAGUACAAGUGGUGGCUCAAAGGCAAACAAUCACCAGGAGAGCAGGGUGGAAAUGUCGCUGGCAGCUGCCUCCUCCCUGACCACACAGAAGAUCAGAGUCCUGCAGUGUGUCUGUCUUCUUCUGCUGCCGCCGUUGAUGCUAAUGUCGAUGAUGAGGCCGUUGAUGGAGAUGACGCCAGCGCCUCUCUACCCGUCUACCCGGGGAUGCAGUUCUGCGCCAGCCAGUACACAGACCGAAUAUAUCUGUACUCCAAGGACGGCGCUCCGCUGAACCUGAGUUUCAUCCCUCUGGACAUCAAACUAACCAACUGGGACGACCUGCCUGAGGCCUUCAGCCGGCGCCGAGAAAAUCGAAUACAGGUGCUGCGCUUUGUUCAAGAGUGGAGCAGGCUGGCAGCCAUGAAGCAGAAGCUGCUUCGCCGCAGCGGCGUCCUCUUCCACAGCCCCACGCUGGGUCUGCAACAGCUGGCUGCCACCCAGCGCCCUCACUCGAGCACCAAGAGGUACCUUAGUAGAGACGAUGUAGCUCAAGCUUCCUUGAGCAAGGCCCAACAGGAGGGAGGGUAUGUCCGAGUCAUCACAAAGGAAAAAUUCUUCAGCAAAAGGUCGGCUUCUCUGAUGACAUCACCUGUCCCAGAGAGGCAAGAUAGAGUGUCCUGUAAGUCAGGGGAGGAACAAACAUCAUCAGAGCCAAGCUACCUGCAAGCUGUGGACAGUCGGGAUGUCCCACUAUGUUUAUCCUGUCACCAGGCAUGCUCGACAACCGGUGGGCCGUGGGACACCAGAUUCUGCAGCCACAGGUGUCAAGAAGAGUUCCAGUUGCGCUCCAGCCAUACCUACAUGCGGUCACGGGUGCUGGAGGCGGAGCAGGGUAUCUGUCAGCACUGCGGCCUCCACGCCCACCAGCUCUUCUUGAAGGUUCGAGAUGCCCCGCCCUCUCGGCGUAAGGAGAUGCUGGUGAACACUUGGCUUGCCCAACUGUCAACAAAAGAGCUGAACGAGAUGAUCUGCGCCCCAGUUGAAGGAGAUUUCUGGCAGGUCGACCACAUCCGACCGGUGUACAGCGGAGGAGGACAGUGUUCCCUUGACAACCUGCAGACGCUGUGCACCGUCUGCCACAAAUCGAGAACGGCUCAGCAAGCCAAAGAAAGGAGCCAAAUGAAGAAAAGUGUCGCAGCCUCCAAGGUUGCUUCAGACAUCACCAGAUUUUUUAUCAAGAAAUAAAAACACCUUUAAAAAAUAUUCUCAAAGAGAAAACCGCAAAGGUCGGCACGUGCAGAUGUUUUUCUUUUAUUGUUGGUAUUGUUUUUGGUUUUUUGAAAGGUUUGAAUUUUUUUCUAAUCAGACUUUUGGAAUUUUGGGAUUUCACGCUGCACAUGUGGAUGGAGACGCAUCAGAAAGUUCACUUUCUUUAACAGAUGGUGACAUAAGAUUUUAUUCAUGCUUCAGCUGAAUCUUUCUACAACUCUGUGAUUAUAUCAGCAUCUUGUUGUAAGUCAGCUGGCUGACUCUGCUGCAGAAGCCUAAAACAGUGACGACUGUAUCAGAUGCAAAAAUAAAUUGUAAAAUAAAA